Molecule: messenger RNA, 964 nt
Organism: Cimex lectularius (bed bug)
Lineage: Eukaryota; Metazoa; Arthropoda; Insecta; Hemiptera; Cimicidae
Product: gamma-glutamylcyclotransferase-like
Exons: 4
Coding region: 333-878 (181 amino acids)
Molecular function (GO): gamma-glutamylcyclotransferase activity
Source: RefSeq, a predicted model, not a curated record
CAAUUUAUUUUUGUAAUCCCUAAACGUAUGUGGAUUGCAAGUUAACCAUGUGAACUCGACUUCAUAAAAAAUCAUUAACAUAUUUUUAUUGCACUCACAUUUUAUAGCAGUACAACACAUAGACAUUUAAAUUUAAGUUCAAAUAGAAAAUAUCAGUAAAUAUUUGCAGCGAGGGCGUUUCGAAUUUAAAAAAUAAAAUUAACAGAAUUUAUUUCUCUUUUAUAUUUGAUUAAAAAAAGCAUAUGUUUAAAAAAACAAGCAAAUUCAAGUCAUCGCAAGAGGUCCAAAUUCAAGAAAGCAAGUUUUCCGAAUAAAAAAACAAAAAUUCAAAAAUGUCGAGAACUUUUUUUUACUUUGCUUACUGCACCAACAUGCUUAGCAACAGGAUGGAGUGCUGCGUUGGAAAAAACGUCAGACGUGUCAGGAGCGCUAAGUUAGAGGACUACAAGCUGAUGUUUGGACAGUUCAGCCCGAUUUACUAUGGAACUCUUCCGACUAUUGUCAAAGAGUGCGACUGCCAGGUCUGGGGAUCGCUCUGGGAAGUACCGGAGUGUCUCAAGCCAAAGCUGGACGAAUUGAUGGGCGUUCCGUCGAAGAUCUAUAAGCCUUUGACAGUCAUGAUGCAAUCUGAGAAAAGCAGGGGUGGACUUUUUGAAGCUUAUACUUACCAGUUGAACGAAACCCCCGCAAAGCCUGAUACGAUAAACGGACUUUGGAAAAUGAAAUUCCGCCCGUCCAAAAUCUACCACGAUGACCUGAUCGAGGGAGCCGAAGAGGCAUGUCUACCAGUUUACUACAGGCGCUGGAUCCGUCAAAUCCCGAACAACGGCUACACAGGGAGCGUCAAGCCGGACCUCGAGGACAAUUCAGAACUCUAAGAACUGAAAUGUGCGGUAUAGCAAUAAUCUAAUAAAAAGUAUUCGUCUUUGGCACAUUUUUAAAAAAAUAAAAACAAAUAAACCUA